Penicillium malachiteum is the source of this 1803-nucleotide messenger RNA. RefSeq names its product ATP-binding cassette domain-containing protein. Gene Ontology annotation, biological process: translational termination; translational initiation; ribosomal subunit export from nucleus. Gene Ontology annotation, molecular function: ATP hydrolysis activity; iron ion binding; ATP binding. NCBI's taxonomy places the organism in Eukaryota, Fungi, Ascomycota, Eurotiomycetes, Eurotiales, Aspergillaceae. The transcript has 6 exons. The record is from RefSeq and is a predicted model, not a curated record. Bases 1 to 1803 code for a protein of 600 amino acids.
AUGUCUGACAAGCUUACACGUAUUGCUAUUAUCAACUCGGACAAGAAAUGUCGUCAAGAGUGCAAGAAGGCCUGCCCUGUCGUCCGUACCGGUAAACUCUGUAUCGAGGUCACCCCCGAGUCGAAGAUCGCCUUCAUUUCCGAGCGCCUGUGUAUUGGUUGCGGUAUCUGUCCGAAGAAAUGUCCCUUCGGCGCUAUUCACAUCAUCAACUUGCCUACCAACCUGGAGAGCCAGGUCACCCACCGUUACUCGGCCAACAGCUUCAAGCUUCACCGUCUUCCCAUGCCCCGCCCUGGACAGGUCCUUGGUCUUGUUGGAACAAACGGUAUCGGAAAGAGUACUGCUUUGAAGAUUCUCAGUGGAAAGCUCAAGCCUAACCUGGGUCGUUAUGAUAAUCCUCCUGACUGGGAGGAGAUCCUGAAGUACUUCCGUGGUUCCGAGUUGCAGAACUACUUCACCAAGAUCCUGGAAGAUGACUUGAAGGCUGUCGUGAAGCCUCAGUACGUUGACCAGAUUCCUCGCGCCGUGAAGGGACCCGUCAAGGAGGUGCAGGCGCUCAUUCAGAGUCGUGCCCAACUUGACAACAUGGAGGAGAUCAUGGAUGUUUUGGAAUUGAGACAGGUUGCCGACCGUGAUAUUAAUCACCUUUCCGGUGGUGAGCUGCAGCGUUUUGCCCUUGGUCUGGUCUGUGUCCAGAACGCUGAUGUCUACAUGUUUGACGAGCCUUCCUCCUACCUCGAUGUCAAGCAGCGUCUGGCUGCUGCUCGUACCAUCCGAAGCCUUCUCCGUCCCGAUGACUAUGUUAUUGUUGUGGAGCACGAUUUGUCCGUCCUCGAUUAUCUUUCCGACUUCAUCUGUGUUCUUUACGGUCGCCCUGCCGUCUAUGGUGUUGUGACUCUGCCUUCCUCUGUCCGUGAGGGUAUCAACAUCUUCUUGGAUGGUCACAUCCCCACUGAGAACUUGCGUUUCCGUGAGGAAUCUCUCAGCUUCCGUCUGAGCGAGGCUGGUGACGACUUCCUUGCCGACAAGGCCCGUGCCUUCAGCUACCCCAACAUGGAGAAGACCCUCGGCAACUUCCACCUCAAGAUCGACUCUGGUCGAUUCACCGAUUCCGAGAUUAUUGUCAUGAUGGGUGAGAACGGAACUGGAAAGACUACUUUCUGUAAGAUGCUUGCUGGUGCUGAGAAGCCCGACCACGGCUCUUCGAUUCCCAAGAUGAACAUCUCCAUGAAGCCCCAGAAGAUUACCCCCAAGUUCCAGGGUACUGUGCGUCAACUGUUCUUCAAGCGUAUUAAGGCUGCCUUCCUUUCGCCCCAAUUCCAGACCGAUGUCUACAAGCCCCUUAAGCUUGACGAUUUCAUUGACCAGGAGGUCCAGAACCUGUCUGGUGGUGAGUUGCAGCGUGUCGCCAUUGUCCUGGCUCUGGGUAUCCCCGCCGAUAUCUACCUCAUUGACGAGCCUUCUGCCUACCUUGACUCUGAACAGCGUAUUAUCGCUGCUCGUGUGAUUAAGCGUUUCAUCAUGCACACCAAGAAGACUGCCUUCAUCGUCGAGCACGAUUUCAUCAUGGCUACCUACCUUGCUGACCGUGUCAUCGUUUUCGACGGUAAGCCCUCCAUCGACGCCCACGCCAACACUCCCGAGUCUCUGGUCACUGGCUGCAACAAGUUCCUGCAGAACCUGGAUGUCACUUUCCGUCGUGACCCCAACAGUUACCGUCCUCGUAUCAACAAGUACCAGAGUCAGAUGGACCAGGAGCAGAAGUUGGCAGGCAACUACUACUUCCUGGAGGAGGAGGCCUGA